This is a messenger RNA of Symbiodinium pilosum, 1815 nucleotides long. The record is from the annotation of a GenBank genome assembly. NCBI's taxonomy places the organism in Eukaryota, Dinophyceae, Suessiales, Symbiodiniaceae.
AUGAGUGCUAUCGCAACUCUGGUUUUCGAUCAGUGUGCGCGAAACAGGCAACUGUGGGUACCGAAAGUUUUCAGUGCUAGGUACAGUUUUGACCGGGCCCUUUACAGCUUUCAAGGUCUGGAUGAGACUCUCUUUGGCCGCCUCAUUGAUCGUUUCGGUGACAACGUGGCUUCCCUGCUAUCCAUCCAAUACCGGUCCAAUGAGAAGAUCAUGGGCUGGUCGUCCCAAUCAUUUUACGACUCGCGCCUGGAAGCUGCCUCAUCAGUGGCCAGCCAGACGCUCAGCUUGCAGGAGGUGCCCUCCAUGAACAUCAGCGCUGAUGUCUUGGAAUUGGUGACUGCUCCGAUGCUCUUCGUGGACACUGCAGGAUUACCCAUGUACCGUGAAGAUGGCGAAGCUUCACGAUCUGAUAUCCAGCAGUCCAGGUGCAAUCCAGGAGAGUCUCGUUUCGUAGUCCAUUAUGCGAAGCUUCUGGUCAGGGCGGGGCUCCGACCCGAGGCCUUCACGGUGAUUACGCCUUACAAUCGGCAGGUGGAACAGCUACGGGCCGACUUUGCGGCGGAUCCGGAUGUCGAUGCCUUGAGAAUGGUCCCGAGAAUCAACACGGUGGACUCUUUUCAGGGCCAAGAAGCGGAUGCUGUCCUGAUCUCUCUGGUGCGCUCCAACACGCAUGGAGUUGUUGGCUUCUUGUCCGACUAUCGCCGCUUGAACGUGGCUGUAACGAGAGCGCGGAAGCACGUCCUGAUCGUAGGAGACGCAAGCACGAUUUGCAACAACGAUGUCCUGAGCUCGCUGUACGGCUACGCUUGCGAUCAUGGGCGUGCAGCCUUCGUUCAGCAGCUUUUGGAUGAAGAGGGCGGGAUUCCGGCAGACCCAGCGACAGCAGCAGCCAUUCAGGAGGAGAGGCGGCAGGCCCUCGCCCGCACUGCUGAGAAGUCGAAGGACAAGCUUCAGAACAAAGCGCAGGAAGAGGAGAAGCUCCGACAGCAGUUCCUCAAGCGCCUUCGACAUGUGGUGGAUACGGGACAGCCCCUGCAGCUGCCGCCUAAGCUGAGCCCAUACGAGCGCGCCAUUGCGCACGAGGUAGCCAAGGAGCUAGGCCUCAUGCACGAGUCCAGAGGCGAGGGCAGCGAGCGCCGCCUGCUGGUUUGGUCCAAGGAUGGCCCUGAACCCAACUUCCCAGAGCCGAAAGCAGCGGCUGCCGCGCCUGCCGUCUCAGGUGUUGAGCCGGGGCCCAAGACCGUUGCUGACUCCGAGGAGACGGCCUUGGAGGCCUUCGAGCGAAGGGCACGUGACCUUCUGGGUUCGCUUGGACCUGGAAAGCCUGCGGCUGAGUGGAAGGCGCCCACAGACGAAGAGGUCGAGGUGCUGCACCGCCUAGCAGGUGACCUACAGCUGGAGGUGGUGGAGGGUGGGAGCGGCAAGAAGCGACGGCUUCAGGUACAGGCUCCCCCAUCUGCAUCCGGCUCCGCGACGGAGCCCCGGCCUCCGCGGGAGCCGGCAGAGAAGGCCAAGGAACAGCAGCAGCCAUCUCCUCCAUCUGCCAAUGCACAGCUGGCGAGCCUUCAUGAAGAGAGGAGGCAACGGCAGCUUGCGAUGGCAGAGCAGCGGAAGAAGGACAUCGAGCAGAGCAACGCCGACAUGAAAGUCGCGAAGCAGGCAGCCAGGAAGGAAAAAACAGCAAAGAAGGGCGCCGCGACAGCCGAUGAUGAUGAUCUGGAUGCGCUCCUGCUCGAGUUCACGAAGGAGGAGGGCACCUGCAGCUUCGCCAACUGCAAGGACGUGGCCAAGGGGUCCAUGAAAGAGCUGUGGUAA